AUGAGCGAACCCGCUAGCAAUGCCGCGCUUGGGGCGACCCGUUCCCAAGCCACUGCGACCUCCCAAAGCGGGCUUCCGAACCAAGAGCCUUCACCGACUUCCACCGCUCCUGAGAACAAGGGUGCGCCAUCGGAAGACGCAGCUUUGAAAGAUGCCGCUUCGCGCGGCGAAGAUGUCGGCGCGGACCCACGCCGAAAGAGUCGGGUGCCAGAGUGGAUGUCCAAAGCGUUGAAAGAUCCGCGAAGCUGGAAGAACCUGCUCCGUUGCUGGGCGGCUUCGUGGGUAUGCUUCAUUCUGCUCUUUCCCAACAAGUCGCUGGCCACGCUCGGUCAAGCUGCUUUCUUCACGUGUAUCGUCACGAUCAUGAUCCCAUCCAACAUGCCCGUCUUUAUUUGGCUGCUGGCCAACACCACCUUGGUCCUUGGAGCAGCUUUCGGGUGGGCCUGGUCCGCCGCGGGAAUGGCUGCAUCUCGACGUGCCAGACCUGCGGGUGUACUGAGCGAGAGGUUGCAAUCCGUGCAGAGCUCCGUCGCUACGGCGACCAACCCGCAAGCUGCUUACAGGGGUGCCAUCUUCAGGGGAGAGCUCGUCCAGCCGGCCAGCACUGGAGUCACGGCUGCCUUCUUCGUCGUGGGCUGCUACUUCUUUGCAGUGAUCAUGGCCAAAGCACCAAAGCUCAAGAUCUUCGCAAUCUUUGGAAUCAUCGUCAUGGACAUCGGAUUGACCUACGGGCCGCUCUUUCCAGCGCCUCCAUACACUAUCCCGACCAUUUUCAUGCUACCGAUCGGCGUAGCGCUUGGAGUAGCAUUCGCAUGUAUGCUGCUCAUCUUCCCCGAAACGCUCUCCCACAGCUGGACGACUGGUCUGACAGAGCUGCUUGGCACUCUGAGCAAGUUGCUUAGCGUCCACCAAGACAGUCUCAAAGCCAUUGCGCAAGAUCCUGCCGCUGCACGCAGCUUCGAGACGAAAUUCGCACCUGUGCGACUGAGCGCCAUCGACCUGCUGGAGAGCUUGGGUGGACAGCAAGCCUUCCUUGACCUGGAGGUAUCCUAUGCGCGCUACUCCAACAAGGACCUCAAGUCGAUGUACAAGAAAGUCGCUUUGACCACGGUGCGCCUGAUGGGCAUUCAAGCUUUUCAUCAUUUCAUCGAGGAUGACGACAUCAACUACGGAGCUUCGCUGGAUGACGUCACCGAGGGCAAAGAAGUGCUCAAUGACGAUGUCGAAAAGCAGACCGUCCACGCUGCGGACACCGCAAGGCUACACGAUCUGCGUCAAAAGAUGCGCGUCGCUCAACGCCAGCAAGGCGUGGAGCUCAGUCAACUGCUCCCCAAGAUGGAGGCAGCCAGCGAACGCUUGUUUGCAGCUUCCUAUCAAUGUCUGCACGAGACUUCGCAGUGGCUGCGCGCGACGAACCAAAACAGAUGGCUCGGGCAACAGAGCGCGGAACAGCACCAAAAAAGCCUCGACUUGCUGACCGCAGCGGCGCAGGAGCUGACGGAAGCUGUGGCAGAUUUCAAGUCGAAGGAGCUGGCCCAACUCAUUGCCCCAUACGAUGGGGAGCAUUUUCUGACAGACGAAACUGUUCAGGACUUUUCACUUGGCUGUCGUCCGCUUCAUUUGGCAUUCGUCUGGGUCAAGAAUCAGGAGAGGUUCGCAUUGACCCUGGCUGACUUUACGAGAGAGGUGCGCCACAUUGCUCAGAAGCAUCCGCGCAGCAAGCUCUGGUUCCCACUGUCUCUGCGCAAGUUGUGGAAAGUGGCCUUCUCGAGACAUCACGGACACACCGGAGGCAUCGUGUCUGCAGGCGCUCAAGGGGUGGAAGAGCCAGCACCAGCAACGUCGUCGACGAUGCGAGAUCUGGACUCCUUACCUCCUUCGCACGUGGGCCACAAGCUAGGAAGAUCGCUUGCAGGCUUCUACGACUUUUUCUCCUCAUCCGAUGGCAUGUUUGCACUUCGAUUUGUGAUUGGAUCGAUCGCGCUCUGGGUGCCGGCGGUCCUUCCAAGCUCGGCUGGCUUUGUCUACCAGAAUCGAGGUAUCUGGGCGCUCAUCAUGUUCCAGACCGGGAUGGCGAGCACGAGUGGCGAGCUGUUCUUUUCGAUUGCCGCUAGACUGCUUGGCACGGUCAUAGGACUGCUGGCUGGUGCGGUUUGCUGGUACAUCGGAUCGGGAAGCGGCAACGGCAAUCCUUACGGUCUCGCAGCUACGAUGGCAGUGGUGCUCCUACCCAUCAUGUUCUUCCGGCUAUACGCACCGCCAAUCCUUCUCUUACCAACGAUGAUGUGCGGCGUGACAGUCGUUCUCAUCGUUGGCUACAGCUGGAUUGAUGCGGGCCACCUGGCUGGCAUCUCUGUCAACAGCGGCAUCGGCAUCGAGGUGGCAUGGAGAAGAGGAUUACUGGUCAUCAUCGGAAUGGCAGUCUCUGUCAUCAUCGUCCUUUUCCCGCGUCCUCCGAGCACCAGGAAGCAGGUCAGAUUGCAUUUUGCAGCUUCCACAGCGUCAAUUUUGGAUCUCUACGAGAGUCUCAUGGGCGCAUUCGUGACUGUUGCGGACCGACAAGAGGAUCUCGCAUCGCUCGACGAGACUUUGGCAUCUUUGCGGCCACGUUACGUCGGCGCGUUGGUGAGACUCAAAGGCCUAAAAGCGGCGGUCGGCAUGGCCAGACUGGAUCUUCAAAUCCGAGGGAAAUGGCCGGCAAAGAGAUACGAGCAGAUGCUGACUGUUCACGCCAGGCUGCUCGAAUCUCUCUCCCAGCUCUUUGCCGUUCUUUCAGACACCAAAGAUGAUCUGGAGUGGAGGCGACGCUUCGGGAAGAGGACACCCUUCUGCAGCCCAGAGAUCACUCAAGACGUGAUCGCGACGUUGGUGCUCGUGCAGCACGCCUUGAAGAGCGGGCGAUUGAUUCCACCGGGUGCCACUGGGUCCUUGUUGGACAGAGUGGUGGUCAGGUAUCAGCAAGUUUUCCGGGAGCGCACCUCUUCCAAUGCUUCGCGAGCUGAACAGCUCACUCUGGAACAAGUCAGAGACGAUACCUAUGUACUCCACAUGGCUGGUGUCUCCAGCUUUUUCGCUUUCGUCGCUCGUCUCGAUGAGCUUGUCGCGCUCUGUCUCUGA
Ceraceosorus guamensis is the source of this 3117-nucleotide messenger RNA. RefSeq lists its product as hypothetical. NCBI's taxonomy places the organism in Eukaryota, Fungi, Basidiomycota, Exobasidiomycetes, Ceraceosorales, Ceraceosoraceae. The transcript is spliced from 3 exons. Bases 1 to 3117 code for a protein of 1038 amino acids. The record is from RefSeq and is a predicted model, not a curated record.